Plasmodium vinckei vinckei is the source of this 4413-nucleotide messenger RNA. Its product is annotated as aminophospholipid-transporting P-ATPase, putative. The record is from RefSeq and is a predicted model, not a curated record. Bases 1 to 4413 code for a protein of 1470 amino acids. Gene Ontology annotation, molecular function: magnesium ion binding; ATP binding; ATPase-coupled intramembrane lipid carrier activity. Gene Ontology annotation, biological process: phospholipid translocation. The transcript has 4 exons. NCBI's taxonomy places the organism in Eukaryota, Apicomplexa, Aconoidasida, Haemosporida, Plasmodiidae. Gene Ontology annotation, cellular component: plasma membrane.
AUGCCGAAACAUAUAAAGGGGAAUAAUGUUGAGGCAAAUGAAACACAAAUAAGCAUCAAUGGCGUGAACAAAAGGCGCCAUACAAAUUCAGUGAUUACUUCUAAAUAUACAGUUUUUAAUUUUAUAUUUUUAAACGCAUAUGAGCAAUUCCAUAAAAUAUCAAACGUAUACUUUUUUAUCAUCGGAGUAUUACAACUAGUUCCUGAAUUAACCGCAACGAAUAGAAUUCCCACAAUAUUAUUUCCUUUAUCAAUUGUAUUAAUUGCUAAUGCUAUAAAUGAUGCAUACGAAGAUUGGAAUAGACAUAAAACUGAUAAAAUUGAAAACAACAGAAUAUGUUAUGUUAUAAGUGAUGAGAAUUUAUCACAACCUAAUACUAGUAGUAAUAUAUUUAUUAAAUUUAUUCGAUACAUAAAAAAAUUAUUCGUACACAAAACUAAGAAAAUAGAUAGUAUUGAAAGUUAUUAUGAUGAUGAGAAUGAUGAAGAUACUGAUGAGGUAGCUGACACAAAUUAUUUUAUGAGGAAUUAUGAUGAUAAAUUAGAAAAUAUAGAUGGGACAAUACAAAAAAGAUGGAAAGAUAUUGAAGUAGGGGAUAUAAUAAUAUGUAGAAGGUCCGAUUUUUUUUGUGCAGAUAUUUUAUUGUUAAGUUCAAGUGACCCCAAUGGAAUAUGCUUUGCUGAAACAUCGAGUUUAGAUGGUGAAACAAAUUUAAAAGUUAAGGAAGUUAAUAAAUAUAUAUUUAAAAGUUUAACAUAUAAUAUUGAUGAAGCUAUUGAAAAAGCAAAAAAAUUAAGAGGUUAUAUUUUAAGCGAAAAGCCAAAUAAAAAUUUAUCUACUAUGAAUGGCGCUAUUUAUUUAGAAAGUGAUGUAAAUACUGAUCUAACAAAUAAUAAAGAAAUUAAAAAAAGUAUAUCUGGAGGAGCAAGCCAUGGAGAGGGAAUGAAAAAUAAUAAUUCUAUUGAAAACAAAUCAAAUGAUAAUUUAUAUAGUUAUAAAAAUGAUGAUAACUAUGUUAAGUUACCAUUUGAUGAAAAGAAUUUUGUUUUACGAGGGUGUAAAUUAAAAAACAUAGAUUGGAUAAUAGGUAUAGCUAUAUAUAUAGGGAAAGAGACAAAAAUACAAAUGAACUCAUUAAAACCAGUUUUAAAAUAUAGUAAACUUGAAAUAUUAACAAAUAAAUUAACUAUCAUCAUAUGGCUAAUUCAAGUAUUUAUGUGUAUCGUAUCUGCAUAUUAUAGUGCUGUAAUUGUUAGUUUUUCAAAAAAGAGCAAGUUUAAAUAUUUGCCAUUUAAUUUAGUAGAACCCAAAACUCCAUUUGUUAGUGGCGUUAUAUCAUUUUUUUCAUGGAUAGUUAUUACUGCUAAUUUUAUACCCAUUUGUUUAAUUGUUACUAUGAGUUUUGUUAAAGUUAUACAAGCAUAUUUUAUAUCAUGUGAUAAUAAUAUGAUUUAUAAGGUGGAGGAAAAUAUCCCAUCUUAUGGAGAAUCCAGACAAAAGUCUAUAGAAUCAAAAAAAACCGUUUCUAUAGAAAUGGAUGAAAUAAAUAAUAAUUUGAAUGAAGAUAAAUCAGUGUUUGACACUGAUAAAAAAAAUGAUAUUAAUACUUCUGAUUCUACAAAAAUAAUGCCAACUAGCAAAGAUGAAAAUAAUGAUAUAAUCAAAAAAAAAACCACGAGAAUGCGAACUUUUAAAGAUCCUAAAGAAAAAAAUUAUAUAACUUUUAAUGCAAUACCCAGAACUUCAAGUUUAAUAGAAGAAUUGGGACAAAUCGAAUAUAUUUUUUCUGAUAAAACUGGAACAUUAACACGUAAUGUUAUGGAGUUUAGAAAAUGUGCAAUAAAUGGUAUAUCAUAUGGAACUGGCUUAACAGAAAUUAAAAGAAAAAUUUUAAAAAAAAAUAAUAUUCCUAUUCCUCCCGAACCAGUAGAUUCAUGCCCCCAAAACAAAACCCCAAAUGUGAACAUUAUUGAUAAAAAAUUAGUAGAUCAUUUAAAAGAUGUUAAUCAUUUUAAUCAUGCUUCUUUAAUAUAUUUUUUCCUUCAUCUAGCAAUCAACCAUUGUGUUAUGUGCGAUAGUAGUGAUGAUGUGAACACAUAUUCUUCUAGUAGUCCUGAUGAAGAGGCUUUAGUAUAUGCAGCCAAACAUUUUGGUAUUACUUUUCUUUAUCGAAAGGAUGGAAAAUGUGGAAUUAAAAUAUUUGAUAAGAUAUAUGAAAUAGAUAUUUUAGCUACUGUGGAAUUUACCAGUAAAAGAAAAAUGAGCACUAUUGUUUGUCGAAUUCCAGUAAUAUCCAAUGAAGACACCAAGACAUCCCCCACCAAUAAUAAAACUAUGCCUCAUCCCCCAAAUGGUAAUGGUAUGGGAGAUAGCUCAGUCAAUAUAUCGACGGAAAAUGAAUCGAACAUUUCACCUGCAGCCGCAGGAGAAGUCAAGGACAAUGCAUCCAACAGUGAUGUGAAAAAAAAUGGAAAAAAAGAAAGUAAAAAAAAUAAUAAUAAAGAUAAAAAGAUGGGAACAAAUAAUGAUGUAAUAAAUUGCGAAAAUACAAAGAAACAUAAAAUAGUAGUAUUUUGCAAAGGAGCAGGAUGUGUAAUUAUAAAAAAGUUAGCAAACAAAACCGACGUAGAUGAUUUAACAAUAGAGCAUAUGGAAACAUAUGCAGAUGAAGGAUUAAGAACCUUGUGCAUUGCAUAUAAAGAAUUAAAGCCAGAAGAAUUUGCUAUAUGGUAUAAAUCAUAUAAAGAAGCAUCUUUAAGUUUAAAUGGCAGAGAAGAAAAUGUAGAAAAGAUUGCUGAAGGUAUUGAAAACGAUUUAAUAUUACAAGGAGUUACAGGUAUAGAAGAUAAAUUACAAGAAGGUGUUGGUUCAACUAUUGAAGAUUUAAGGCUAGCCGGUAUACAUGUAUGGAUGCUAACUGGUGAUAAAAUUGAAACAGCUAUUAAUAUUGGUAUUGCAACUAACUUAAUAGAUAAUGGUUCUGAACAAUUCAUAUAUACCGAAGAAUUAGCACUCAGUGAAGAUUUAUUAAUGAAAAAAUUAGAUGAAGAUAUAAUAUAUAUAGAAAAAUCAUUAAGUUUGUUACAUUUUAAUUUUGAUACAAAUAAAGUAGAAGAAUCUUUUUUUAAAAAAGUAUUAUCUAGUAAAUAUAAAAGUAUUGAUAGUUUAGCAUUAGAUCAUGAUAUAUAUAAAGAGGAUAUGACUUCAAAUAAUAACGUCUUAAUAGUAGAUGGUAGUGUAUUGGACAUAUUACUUAGUGAAGCCUUUGAAAGAAAAUUUUUUUAUUUGGCUGAUAAAUGCUCAUCAGUUAUAUGUGGGCGUGUUAGUCCUUAUCAAAAAGGUUCCAUAGUUUCAUCUGCAAAUAGAUUAUUAAAAAAAAAUACUUUAGCUAUUGGUGAUGGUGCAAAUGAUUGUAAUAUGAUUAAGAUGGCUAAUAUAGGUAUUGGAAUAAGAGGACAAGAAGGUGUACAAGCUUUUAAUUCAUCAGAUUAUGGAAUUAGCCAAUUUCGAUUUUUAAGAAAUUUAAUAUUAAUACAUGGUAGAUUAUCAUAUAGAAGAAUAAGCAAAUUGGUUGUAUAUAUGUUUUAUAAAAAUAUAGUUUUUAUUUUCCCAUUGUUUAUAUAUGGGUCAAUUUCAUUAUAUUCAGGGCAAAAAAUAUACUUUGAAAUUUUAAUACAUUUAUAUAAUAUUAUGUUCACAGCAUUACCAAUAAUUGUAUUAGCAAUUCUAGAUAAAGAUGUUAGCAUAAAUACAGCAUUAAAUAAUCCAUGCCUAUACAAAUUAGGAAUACAUAAUUUUUAUUUUAAUAUUAAUAAGUUUAUAUCAUGGGUUUUAAAUAGUCUUUUUCAUGGAUUAUUAGUAUUUAUAAUACCAUUAUAUUUCUUAGCCUAUUAUAAUAUACCAAGUUCGGGGGGAGAGCCAUUUGGCAUUUGGUCAGUUGGAUGUGUUACAUAUUUAUUAUCAGUUGUUAUAGUUAAUAUAAAAAUAUUGUUAGAAACAUAUUAUCUAAACACAUCACCAAUUAUUGCAGUUUCUUUUAGUAUUAUUUCUUUUAUUAUUAUGGCGAUAGCUUUUUCAUUUACUGGCAUUGGAAGUAAAAGUUUUCUAGGUGUAGCUGGAUUGUUGGUCAGAUCCCUUCGUUUUUGGCUAGUUUUUGUGCUAGGUUUAUUUGCCUCUUUAACCAGAGAUUAUAUUUAUAAGGUCUACAAGAAAAACUUUUGUCCCGAAGCUUAUCACUUCCUUCAAGAUGAGGAGGAUAACGUUAAGCAUACAAAAAAUAUUCAAUAUAAAUAUACAGGUUCUAAUACCAUGGAUGAAAUGAAAUCAUCCAAAUCCGAAUUGAUGGGAUAUGCAUUUAGUGAAGCAGAUCCAACUUGCGUUAAUUUCAUAAGACAACAGGAUAAACUUAUAUAA